AUGCCGAAUAGAUGUAUUGUCGGGGGUUGCUCUAAUACUUCUAAUGCGGAGAAAGGAAUUUCUCUUCAUUUCAUACCGUUUUCUGGCGACGAAAGGCCAGAAGCCAAAAAGAGACGAAAGCAGUGGAUUGAUUUCGUGCGGUCAAAGCGGGCAAAAUGGGAUCCGACUCCCAAUUCGAGUAUUUGCUCAGCGCAUUUUGACAGGAAAGAUUUUACACAAAUGUUUUCUGGUUUCUCUGGCAAAGUACCGCGGUUAGCCUCUGAUGAAAUUGGCGUAGUGGCAGUUCCUAAGUACCACACAGUAACUACAGAGACAGUGGUUAAACCCUCGUCAGCGAGAGCUAGGAGAAUGGUUGUAAAAGAAGCGUUGUCUGGAAGUGUGACCGCCCAAGGCAAAGCGCCGGAUGAAACUUGCCACGAAACAGACCCAGCUGAACACGCAAUGGAAAAUGUUGGAGAAGAACUGCCAGAAAACACUUCUCCGAACAAAACAAACAGCGUUUCAACUGGAACAGACGGUUGUGUUGGUUGUGCGUACUUGCUAAAAGAAAAGCGUAAGACUUGGAACAAGUAUAUUGCGCUUAAAAGCAAGUACGAUGCACUGGUGAAAGUAAAACAUUCCAAAGGUGUUCAGUGUAAUAUACUAAAUGUGGAAGAACUAAGCCGUGCUGAAAUGCUCCUAACACUUCCAGAACCCGAACCGGGAAGUGAAGAGACAGGAGAUGAUAUGGACACCAGCGACGAGGAUUUCCAAUGCGGAGAUGAAAGCGAGUCUGACAAAUCGGAAUUAGGAGACGAAGACACAAGUAAUCCCACUGAGAACCUACGCCAGCAACCUAAAUACAUCAUAUUCCUGUCACAGUUGCUGUUGCUAUUUAAGUUUUGCCAUUAUUGCAAAGCAGAUGACCCUCUCGUUGAAACUACGACGGAUGGAACCCUGCUAAUUGUGAGGACAACUUGUGCCAAUCCCGUUUGUAGUCGAAAAAACAACAUAUGGAGAAGUCAACCACUGAUGCCUACGACAAAACUGAACGCUUGCGAUUUCCUGCUAAGUUUCGCUAUUCUUGUAUCUGGAGGAUCACCCACUAAAGUGCUCAACAUGUUUCGACACAUGGGACUUGUUGGAAUGUGCAAUGAAUCUUACUAUAGACACCAAGGGAAAAUGUUGUUUCCAACAAUCUUUCUUCACUGGGAAGAUUACCGAAGAAAGAUUCUGGAUCGGUUACAAGCAUUGGAAUCUUUGGUUAUUUCUGGUGAUGGACGGCACGAUAGCAUGGGGCAUAGUGCAAAAUAUGGUGCUUACACAAUAUUUUGUUGUACGUCAGCUGAAAUAAUUGAUUUUAGUUUGAUCCAGCUGAAGGCCUGGACAUUUCCACCUUUGUCUCAGACAGACAUCAAACAAUAG
Dendronephthya gigantea is the source of this 1404-nucleotide messenger RNA. RefSeq lists its product as uncharacterized. The record is from RefSeq and is a predicted model, not a curated record. The transcript has 7 exons. Lineage: Eukaryota; Metazoa; Cnidaria; Anthozoa; Malacalcyonacea; Nephtheidae. The coding region runs from base 1 to 1404 and encodes 467 amino acids.